GUCUAAUCUCGUGGAAGUGUUUUUGUUAUUGUGUCUUAAAAUUUAUCAGAAAGAGUGUUAAAUUGUGAUGCAUAGAUUGGCUUGAUAUACAGUUUUGUAUUUUGACUUUAAGUGAUAUCAAUGAUUCUAAUAUAUUAUAUGUCCUUAUUCUAGUGCUCUGAAUAGUUAAUAUAAUAUCGAAAGUCAUCGUGAAUAAUAAUUAUCAACUGGAUCAGUGGAUUUGAAUUCUGUGGUGUGUUUUCCAUUAUGUAAUUGGAAGAUGAAAUUGACCUAGUUAAUUAAUUUCAUAACAAUGUGUAAUAGUGGUGGUGUGUAGUAUUACUUAUACACAAACAAAAUAAUAAACAUUGUAAGCGACACGUGGGCCUCAGUGAAUUAAAAUCGAUAAAGACGUAAGCGCGCGCCUGUGUACUAAGAGGCGAUUCUACGUCCAAGGUCAAUCUAUAUAAACACGUGCAAUGUCGGAUUCUAUUUACAAUCAUGACUUUCUUUUAGAUUCAAAUUUUGAGAUUAAACAGGAGUCGCCCUUCGAGCUGGGUACGAUGUCUGCUUCCGUGCCCAUUCCAAAUAGACGUUCAGAUUUUGGGGACUUGAAUUCAGAAUUUGAUCUUUGUUUACAAGAUACUCAAGGGGGUUCAUUUCACAGUGUACCCUCACUGCAGUUCAACAAGUUUGCAUUUGAUGAUAAUAGCACUAAACUUGAACCAUAUAAGAUGGAGGAUGAUGAUAUUUUCCAAGUAGACAAAGCAGAUUUAAUAUCUGGGCCAACACUAGCAGAGUUAAAUGCAAAUCCUGACACAUCCCUUGAUGAUUUAGACUUUGCAGAUUUGCUAAUGCCUGAAGAAUACUGUAUACAAAUAGGCGGUGCAAUGAGCGGUUCUAGAAAUGCAUUAAACUCAUUACAGACAGCUCCAAUGACCUCUGAAAGUCCAUGUAGUCCAUAUAGUCGAGCUCAGCUGGCAUUUUCUCCAUCAAGUCAGCACAGUUCUGCUUCAUCAAGUUUUGCACAGCCAAUGAAUCAGUUGCCAGAACUGCUACUGCGUAUGGAUGGUUACAGUGGAGAAAUUUCAUUGGGACAGUCAGUUCCAGCGUCUUCAGUUUUGCCACCCUUCCCAACCAGUGUAAAAACCCAACAGUCAACACUCUCUUCAUCAGCACCAACACAUUUAACUAUGGAACAGAUAUGGCAGCGUCGGGAACCGCGCAAGCAUCUAUUAUCCACCAGUUCUGUGGCUGAGGCUGGGUCUAUGUCUUCUUUAUCUGGUGGUAUCCUGAGUCCAGGGGCUGGGGAGUUUUCACAAGACGAAGACGAUAGAGAUGAAUCCGAUGAAGAUAGUGACAGAUACGAGGAUCUAUCUUCUGAUGAAUCAAAUGACGAGAGUACAGAGAAGAGAGAGGCUCGUCAGGCUGCUAAAAAGGAAAGGUACUUCUGGCAGUACAACGUCCAAGCGAAAGGCCCAAAGGGACAGAGACUGGUGCUGAAGAAGAAGUCAGAAGACCCACACAUACUGAACUUAGUCACCGAUCCAGUUUUCAGCCCCAACUGUAAUGUCAAAGGAAUUAAACACAGUGGUAAAGCGAGAAAAGGGGACGGGAACGACCUUACACCGAAUCCAAGGAAACUAUAUCUCAUUGGUUUAGAAUUGGACAACUUAGGCAAAGUAAUUAAUGACAUGAUACCGGUCAGCGAGUUGCCGUUCAAUGUCCGGCCAAAAACCAGAAAGGAGAAAAAUAAAUUGGCCUCACGCGCUUGCCGGCUAAAGAAGAAGGCGCAACACGAAGCCAAUAAACUGAAAUUGUAUGGACUGCAACAGGAGCAUAAACGUUUAAUAAAUGGUAUUCACCAAAUGAAACAAGUGAUUGGGAACCGUGUGACAAACCCGGAGAACAAUGUUGAAUGGAGCUCGCACCUUAAUAAUAUUGUCACCAAAGCAACUGAGGUGAAAAUUGCUGGCAAAACGUCGGAAUUCGUGAACGAAAUCCUCGAUAAAGUUCGAGCGGGACAGAACAAUGGCGGCCUUUACGAUAUUUAAGGCGCCUCACACACGAACGUAAGGCUGUUUAUGUACCUCCAAAGUUAUCUCUAAAACCUUGUCCAAGACAUUUUGUAUUAGUCAUUAGUUUCGAACGGCAACUAGCGAUUUAGGAAGGGUCCAUUGUAGUAAUAUACAACUUUUAUCACAUUUCUUUUCUGAAUUCUCUUAAAAUAAAUUAAAACUGUGUCUUAGGGCCGUUAUAGUGUGAUUAUUGUAAACUCCACUCCGAGGUGUACAUAAAAAUAUAUAUAUGUCGGAGCAAAUGGUUGUAUCGGCUGAAAUUUCAAUUAUAAUUUAAUAAUAUCAAAGUCAAUUAUCAAUCAACGACUAUUUAAUGGUCGAUAAUUUAUAGAUCUAGCAACACUGACAACUUAAAAAAAAACAUGCCUAUUAACGGUUUAGAACUAAUUUGACUUGAAAAUGGCGCCAUUGCUCCGACAUAUAUUUACCAAAUUUUUAAAUAUAGUUAUUACAAUCGACCCAAUUUUGCCAUAAUCUAGGUAUUGAUAUAGAUAUAAGCGUAUUGUUAUACCAAAUAGUGGUUAAAAUUAGUUAUGUUUAUACAUUUUAUUGCAUAGCUUAUUUUACUCAUAAAAAUACACAUUUUGGAUCUUCUGUGAGAAACUGUGAUGAAAAAGUUUGGCAUGGCCUAAAGGUCUAGAUACCAAGUCAUAAACUCCAAAAAAAAAAGUUUGGCUAGUUCUUGUGAGUGGCCUUUUAACGGGCGAACUCAGCCUUUUACUUUCAAAAUGCUAAUAAGUGCCAAAAUGAAUUAUUUUGCAGACCAAAAUAUAUUUUUCGAUAUGAGGUUUGAGAUUUAUAUAUAAUUUAUUUUUAUACUAAUAUGGAACUUUAUUUAUUGUUAUUUUAUGAGUAAAAUAUAUUUUCUUCAUUGCUAAUAAAACUGCAUAUACCCAUAUAAAUGUCCAACCUAUACGCGUAAUUUAAUUUCAUAUAAUAACAUUUACACAAAAAAUUAAAUGUUCGUGAAAUUGUAUGAAGGAAUUCCUACAUGCAUUAUACGGUUACUAUAUCCCCAAGUACAUCUUACGUGCUCACUCGAGGCGUAGGGAUGUUUCAACACUAAUUUGAGCUUGAUUUUUUCUUAAAAGAAAAAUAGCAAGUUUAAUCUACAUUUUCUUACUCAAUCCCCACAGAUAUCUGCAUGAUCGUCAAUAAACCAAUGCCGUUAUGGCGCUAAUAUGUAGUUGUUUACGAAAAUAAAAUAAAUUAAAAACUUAUUAUAAUGGUUAAAGUAUAUUUUAAAACUGGAAAGGUUAAGGAAAUUAUUAAUAAUUUUAUAGGAUAAAAUAAGAAAAAUUAUAAAUUUUCUAAAGAUUUCAUAAUCACAUGUCUUUACAGGUUUAUUUGAUUAAAAUAAGAUAAGGUUUUUUUGCAGUAACACUUUAAGGUACAUCUAGGUCUGGUAACCCUAUAAAUAUAUAGUAGUGUUGUGGGUUAGAAGUAUAUUUAUGUCACUUUCACCUUCAUAUUAUUGUCUACCCGCGGCUACUAUGUGGGUAGUAACAAAAUAGGUAUUCAACCAAUAAUUAUUAAAAAUGAACCGUAUUAUCAAGUUUUAAACUCAUGUAGCGCCAUCUAGUGACUUAAGUUUCGUUAAUAAGUCAUAAUGGACAAAAGUAAAACAUACUUGCAUUUAUAAAAUAGGAUAUAUUUAGUUUUGACAGUUGUAUGACAUUUCCCUUAAACGAUGAGUAAAAUAACAGAAACGUAGCUCGACUUUUGUAAACCUAACAUGGGCAGCGUUCCGUGAGCGUAUUUGGAUCUAAAUUUUCAUCGAACAGUAUCCAUUUAGUCUACGAAAAAACUGUACGAAUUCAAUCAAUUGACUAUUUCGAUAAGCUGUUUAUAUUCUGGUGCUAAUCAAAUUAGACGAUGGGUUAUCAUAAACUUCACCCUUUUUUAGCAAGCGUUACAAUUGGGCUCAAAAUAUAUUUUCGUUUAAAAGAAGUGCAUUUAUAUAGGCAACUGAUCUUAAAUUUGAUUAAACCAUUUUGUUGCAUUGUUUUGUAAUAACAGGGUUCAUAUCAAAACCUUUAGUAAAUAAUUAAAUUAAUUUAGCCUGCAUACAUAUCUCAUACUAAUGAUCACUCAUUUGAAUAAGAUCUUAGCUCGUAAAAAGUAUAUUUUAUAUUUAAAUUGGUAAAAUAUAGAUUAAGGAUUUUAAACAGAAUUUUACUGUGUGUGAUAAUUUACAUGUUUAAUGAUAUUUUUGUUUAAAUAAAUGUGUAUAUAUUAAAAAUAUGUACUAUUUUGUCAUGUGUAGUGCGUAGAAAUAAAAAUAAUAUUGAAAUAUAAGGCCUAGUUUUGUAAUAUGAGUGUACACUGUGUAAAAGAGUUUCAAUAUUUUGAAUUGCAUUAUUUAUAAAGUCAUAUAUACAAACAUAUAAAAUGUUUUUGUAGUUUAUUAGAAAGCGGAAAAUGCUAAAAAAAUCGAAUUUUUCUAUUAACACUUUAUGAUUGUUUAGUUUGUAAUGUUUUUUAUUCGUUAAGUUUUUUAAUAAUAUCAUAUAUAUUAUAUAUUCCCUCAGCCAAUUGUUCAAAAAGAUAAUAUUUACAUGUUAUUAAAAUUUUAAAACUUUAUAGGGCCUCAAAGUCAUCUGAAGUUAAAAGUACAGUUGAAAUGUUUAUAAAGCUAUUUUUACUUGAUCUGAUAAGCUUGUGGUAUAAAUUGUAUUCAUAUGUCAAUCUUAAGUUGCCUUAUGCAAAAUAUUCUAAUUUUAAAAUAUGCUUGCAAUAUGUUAUGUUUGAUAUUAAAAUUUAUUCAUUUUAAAAAGAUUUCAUUUUUUUUGUUACACAAACAGGAUCAUAAAUAUAUACAAUACAGGAUAUAUAAAAUCUUAGUUUGUGUUGUAACCACUGUCAAAGUCUGUGCAUGAAGAGAACUGGCAUGGGAGUGUGUUAAAUAAUAUAAUUCUUAUUUGCUACAAGUCCAAUAGUAUUUAAAUAAUAUACAUUAAAAUUGUCAUAUAAUCAAGAUCAUUAUUUUUGCACAGACUAAUAGAUAAUUAUUAACACCAAAGUUGACCUUGUAAGUGGUCAAAAUCAAAUAUUAAAUUUCUUUGCACUUAAGAGUUUUUAAACAAAACAUAUUUUUAUCUUAAACCAAACACGAGUGGUCUGCGAUUUAAUAGGCUGUGCUUAUUUGUAUAGUUUUUAUUAAGUUUCAUUCAUUGUUUUUCCUAAUAAAUUUAUGUUAAUUGAUGUAAUUUUAAGAAAUAAAAUAAACUAUUUUA
Pieris brassicae (large cabbage white) is the source of this 5293-nucleotide messenger RNA. RefSeq names its product protein CREBRF homolog (gene REPTOR). The record is from RefSeq and is a predicted model, not a curated record. Gene Ontology annotation, molecular function: RNA polymerase II transcription regulatory region sequence-specific DNA binding; DNA-binding transcription factor activity, RNA polymerase II-specific. The transcript has 6 exons. Gene Ontology annotation, cellular component: nucleus. Gene Ontology annotation, biological process: regulation of transcription by RNA polymerase II; response to unfolded protein. The coding region runs from base 459 to 2033 and encodes 524 amino acids. NCBI's taxonomy places the organism in Eukaryota, Metazoa, Arthropoda, Insecta, Lepidoptera, Pieridae.